AUGAAUAAAACCUUUCAAUAAAAUUUCUUAGCAAAUCAAGUGGCUAUCGUAACAGGUGGUGCUACAGGAAUUUGUUAUGGAAUAAGUUUAGCAUAUUUAAAAUAUGGAUGCAAAGUUCUUAUCACUAGUAGAAAAGAGGAAGUCUUAAAAUAAUCAUGCAUUACAUUAGCAUAGGAAUCAGGCAAUAAUAAUAUUGCAUAUUUUCCUUGUGAUGUGAGAAAAUUUGAAUAAGUGGAAGCAAUGGUUUAAUUUGCAUUAGAAAAAUGGGGAAGAAUAGAUAUUUUAGUCAAUGGUGCAGCUGGAAAUUUUUUAGUUCCUUUCGAAAUGAUGAGUGUAAAUGCUUUUAGAUCUGUAAUGGAAAUAGACACAUUUGGUACAUUCCAUGUAAUUCUUAUAUAUAUUUAUAUAGUGUUGUAAAGCAGUUGUUGCUAAAUGGAUGUCAAAAAAUGGAGGUGUUAUUAUUAAUAUUAGUACUACUCUUCCACAUUGUGGAGUAGCACUUCAAUCACAUGCUGGAACAGCCAAAGCAGGAAUAGAUGCUCUUACUAGACAUCUAGCUGUAGAAUUAGGACCUAAGAAAAUUAGAGUUGUAGGUAUUGCACCAGGAGCUAUAGAGAAAUCUGAAGGUUUUAAAAGAUUAAGAAUGGAUGAUAGUGUAAUAAAUAUUAUUAGUAUAGUCUGGUUUUGGAGAAGAUUUUGAAAAACUAUUACCAUUAUAGAGAGCAGGUACAAAUGAUGACAUAGCACCUUGGGCUCUGUUUUUGGCUUCUGAAUGUGCAAGUUAUAUAACUGGUUAAACAAUUAUUGUUGAUGGAGGAGCAGUUAAUACAUUUCCUAAUUUUACUCUUUUAAGUAAAAAAGCAAGAGAUAUGUUAUAACCAAAAUUAUGA
Paramecium pentaurelia is the source of this 890-nucleotide messenger RNA. The record is from the annotation of a GenBank genome assembly. Lineage: Eukaryota; Ciliophora; Oligohymenophorea; Peniculida; Parameciidae.